This is a messenger RNA of Cynoglossus semilaevis (tongue sole), 5625 nucleotides long. RefSeq names its product ArfGAP with GTPase domain, ankyrin repeat and PH domain 2 (gene agap2). Bases 1058 to 4606 code for a protein of 1182 amino acids. Gene Ontology annotation, biological process: negative regulation of neuron apoptotic process; activation of GTPase activity. The record is from RefSeq and is a predicted model, not a curated record. The transcript has 20 exons. Gene Ontology annotation, molecular function: GTP binding; GTPase activator activity; GTPase activity. Gene Ontology annotation, cellular component: nucleus. Lineage: Eukaryota; Metazoa; Chordata; Actinopteri; Pleuronectiformes; Cynoglossidae.
GCGUGAUUCGCUCUGGACUCGUUGAACCUGUGCGUCGGUGUCUCUAAUUAGGAAAGCUUCAGUUCCUGAGCAGUGACUCUUCCCAGAGAUCCCUCCUCCUCCUCCUCCUCCUCCUCUUCAUCAUCAUCAUCAUCAUCAUCUUCCUCCUCCUGUGCUGACAUGCUACGCGCCUGAUGCGCUCGGAUCACAGACGGCCCGGCAGAUAGCCAGAGGGGUGUGAUGGCCGGACGCGCCCUGACUCGGUCAUCCAUCUCCACACAUCCGCUCGGGCUUCCGUUGGCUUCACCUCCUGAUCGGCUUCGUUCCUCCUCGGUGUCCUUUCUGCGUGUCUCCGUGACGCUUUCCGCCUGAAUGGAUGCCGCUUUCACCACACAUGUGAGCUCUGUGGGCUUUAGGAGCACACGGUCUGGACCGGGGGGGUGCACUGUGCCGUGGAGGUUUAGGAUGACACUCUACUGAUUUUUUUUUCUUUUCCGUGAAGGCGUCAGGUUUCUACUUUGGAAUACCUGCCGUCACAUCCUUGGUGACGUAUGAUGCGGGACAGGUUGUUAUCCUGAACUGAAUGGUGAUUUCUCCUGCUCAUGAGUAGAGAAGCCGAGGAUCAUACGAGAUGAGGAUGCCGCACAUGAAAAUAAGGUCAGGCAAAUAAUUACCAUGAGAAACGAGGCAUCAGGCAGCAGGAGGAAGACGUGUGUGUCUGAGUAGCUGCAGACACUACAUAUGCUGCUGGUUGGACUUCAACAAACGGAACGAAAGAGCUGACAGUGUUUUGGAGGCUGCAAUAACGAGUGGAUUUAUUGACUGGAUGAUUUGAACUUUCAGUAAACAGAGACAUUCAAGACAGAGAAGUUCAAAUCUGGGGGAUGGAUGAAGACAGCAGCACCUCUGCUGUUGGAUUCUCUCAGGAGGAAUUUAUUUUCCCUCCAAGUCAGUUUUCUUCUGCCUCUCUGGUGCGUUCUGAUCUUUUCACAUUUCAACACGCUGUCAGACCGUCAGCACAUCCUGUCGCUCAGUCUUCUUUCAUUCGUCUACUGUGACUUUACCGAAGCCUGUCCCCAUGAGUGGUGGCGGCGCCCUGCAGCAACGCACCACCUACCUCAUCUCCCUGACCCUGGUCAAAGUAGAGGCCGUGGAGGAGAAUGGAGGGGAGGCCAAGAACAGGAGUCAGGGUAAAGAUGUGGAGAGCAGGUCAGGAGACAAGGCACAAAAGGAGGUAGGGGGCGAUGGCGAGGCUCAAGGUGAAGCCUGUGGCCAGGCGCAGACUGGAGCUGGAGUGGUUUCAGGACAACUACAGAAAGCUGAGGAUGUCACCGCUGGGAAGUUGGCGGAGGCGAACGUAGAAGGCAAAGAUGGAAAGAGAAAAUCCAUCAGUCCUUUGAAAGAUAAGCCAUCAUCAUCCAGUGAUGUCCUGAAUAAAGGCGAAGAUAAGCCUCCGUUCAAUCUCUCAAUCCCACUACCAGGUGAGAGAGCCACCGUCCAGAAGACGAAGCCUGCGGAGACAGAUUUUCCUAGAGUGGAGACAGCACUUGUCACACCUGAGGCAAAGCAAUGCAGGUCUCCAUCUUGCAUUACGACGCCACCCAAGGAGAUUUGUGGCGAGCCCAGCCGCACUCCAACCAGGACCAGCCUCCCUAUUCGUCCUGCAGGACAGCGGCCCGUGAGUCUGUUGAAGUCUCAUAGUAACGUGGCCACCCGUGGAAGGGAUUCCAGGGAUGGGAGAGAGCGGAGUCCUACCUCGGCCCAGAGCCUUGACCGCAAGGACUGCCGGAUGGUGACCCGCUCUCCAGGCCCUUGCAGGGCCUCCUGGGCUGAGGCGAGCAGGCCCGAGGCGUGGAGGGACUUGCGGGACGAGGUGCAGGCAGGAAUACCUUUAGACAGUGUGAGUGGGAUGGCUGUGAUGAGAGACAACCCCAGAAAAGAAAGGCUAAAAGCAGGGUCCAGCUCCCUGCCUGCACCUGCAUCUCAGGCUCCCAAACCGGCGCGCAAAGGUAAAAGUCGCACCCUGGACAACAGUGACCUGAACAGCCUCUCUGAAGACCUCGGGCUGGUCAGGGACGCCCAUCAGGCACAGCGUGGCUCCGCCAAAGACAGGAAGAUGCUCAAGUUUAUCAGUGGCAUUUUCACAAAGAGCAGCUCCGGGGUCUCCACAGCGCCUCCUGUCUACAUCCAGAGAGACUCCAGUGAGGAGGAAGUAAAUAUUGCCAACAGCCAGGAGUGGACCCUGAGCAGAGCCAUCCCUGAGCUGAGACUGGGCGUUUUAGGAAGUGUGAAAAGUGGGAAGUCAGCGCUGGUGAACAAAUACAUCACAGGAAGUUAUGUAGCACUGGAGACGUCUGAUGGCGGCAGAUACAAAAAGGAAGUGUUGGUGGAUGGACAGAGUCAUCUGUUACUGAUCAGAGAGGACGCUGCACCACCUGAUGCACAGUUCAGCAGCUGGGUCGACGCAGUCCUCCUGGUCUUCAGUCUGGAAAACGAGGCCAGUUUUCAGGAGCUGUACCAGCUCUACAGUCAGCUCUGCACCUUCCGCUCAGACAUCCCGGUCAUAGUGGUCGGCACUCAAGAUAAAAUCAGCAGCUCCAACCCCCGGGUGAUAGAAGAUCACAGAGCCAGACAGCUGUGCAUUGAUGUGCGUCACUCGCUGUUCUAUGAGACCUGCGCCACCUAUGGGUUCAACGUGGACCGAGUCUUUUCAGAGGCUGCUCAGAAGAUCGUAACGCAGAAGAAACAGGCAGCGCUCCAGGCCUGCAAAUCCCUCCCAAACUCACCCAGUCACUCGGGAGGCUCCACACCUGGAUCUGCAUCCCUCCCAGGCCAGUCCAGUAAUGGUCCCAGUUGUGGCUACGCCUACUCCCUCCCCUCCACCCCCGUGGUGGGUCACAGAGAGCUGCGUGUCGCGCAGGGAGAAGGGGGAGGUAGCAUCAAGGCUCAGGCGCUGAAGAGCAUCCCCCGACGACCCUCGCUCUUCAAGAACCGGGACCUGGAUAAGAAAUCUGCUGAUCCUAAAGGAGACCUGAGCAGCACGCGAGGCGUUCCCAUCAAACAGGGCAUCCUGUGGAAGAGAAGUGGAAGUUCUCUGAACAAGGAGUGGAAGAAGAAAUACGUCACCCUCUCCAACAAUGGCACACUGUCCUACCACUCCAGCUCCAGUGACUACACUCAGAAUGCCCAUGGUAAAGAUAUCGACCUGCUUCGUGUCACGGUGAAGGUCCCUGGAAAACGUCCUCCGAGAGCCGUGGCACCUGCAGGCCCCUCCCCCGUCCCCCCCGCCUCCAUACCCGGAGGCAAUGGUCUGAGGAAAGAGGCUCCUGCCCCCGGGGAGACCCACAGUACAAUUCCUCAGUUGUGUCCCUCCACCCUGUCGGUGGCCGAUGACCGGACAGGUGUUUUGUCGCCUCAAGGUGGAGACAGAGGACUCCAGCGCUGCCCGUCGUCACUCUCCACCAAAGCACAAAGUGUCGACGCCCUUGAAGGUACGGCUGGUCCAUUUGCUGGAAAGGAGCCCGGCCAGUCGUCUCCCAUGAGCGACAGGAAGAAGAACAGGAGGAAGAAGAGCAUGAAUCAGAAAGGAGACGCAGCUGUCGGGCAGGCAGAAGCCAAACGUAAAAUGUGGAAAUUAAAGAGCUUUGGUAGCUUGAGAAACAUUAAUAAGACAGACGAGGAGAACGCAGACUUCAUCGUGGUGUCGUUCACCGGGCAGAGCUGGCACUUCGAGGCUCAGAGUCUGGAGGACAGAGACUCCUGGGUGUCGGCUAUCGAGAGCCAGAUUCUGGCCAGUCUGCAGUCGUGUGAGAGUGGCAGAAAUAAGGCUCGUAGGAGCAGUCAGAGUGAAGCCGUCGCACUUCAGGCCAUCCGAAACGCCAAGGGCAACGGUCUGUGUGUGGACUGCGAAGCACAGAAUCCCACCUGGGCCAGUCUCAAUCUAGGUGCGCUGAUUUGUAUCGAGUGUUCGGGGAUACAUCGGAACCUGGGGACUCACUUGUCCCGCGUUCGCUCCCUGGACCUGGACGACUGGCCUGGAGAACUCACACAGGUCCUGGCUGCCAUUGGAAACCACAUGGCCAAUAGUAUCUGGGAGAGCUGCACACAGGGGAGAACCAAACCCACUCCUCAUGCAACACGUGAGGAGCGAGAGUCCUGGAUUCGUGCAAAGUAUGAGCAGCGGGCCUUCGUGGCACCGCUCCAGCCCGCCUCAGGGACCGCUCUACAUGACGACAGUAUGUCUGUGUGGGUGUUGUCUGCAGUGACUGACAGAGAUCUGCCCAGGCUGCUGCUUCUUCUGGCCCACAGCAACAAGGAGCAGAUCAACUCUCAGCCAGCUGGGUCCACUCCACUGUCCCGCACAGCCCUGCACGCUGCCUGUCAGCUGGGAGAUGUAGUCAUGACCCAGCUGCUGGUCUGGUAUGGAAUCGAUGUCAAAGCAAAAGAUAGUCAAGGCCAGACCGCCAUGAUGAUCGCCAGGAAGAACGGCAGCAGAGGCUGCGCUGACAUUUUGCUCCAACACGGCUGUUCCAACGAGACGUCCCCCAUAACUCCCACUCCUGUCCUGUCCCGCCGGUCCAGCACCACCAGCCUGGGCCACAGCAGUUCCAGGAAGAAAGUGUCGUAGCGAGAAAGGAAGCUAACCCGACGCGCAGACAGGGCCGACCCUGGACACGGAUGUAUCUUAUUAGAAAUACAGGACUAUAUUACUGUACUGAGAAAAUGCUUCUGAAGACUGAACAACAUAUCAAACACCUCUAAAGCAAUAUCCAUUCAGUUUGUUGGUGACAGAUAUAUUGCUGAAAUACUGUGUUGUUGUUGACCUCAUUCAUAAAUGACUCCAGUAGAACUCUGUAGCCGUCUUCUGUCACCUUAGAGCAGACACGCCGUCUGCUUUAGUUUCACUUCCUGCAGCAGAAGUGCAAUAAUCCUGCUAUACCUGAACUGGGCCAAAAGACACAGCGUGGUGAGAGGACUACCACACACACACACACACACACACACACACACAGAGGACGGUGCUUUCCUUCACAGCCGCUGUGACCCCGGACCCCAAGAGCUUUCAGUUUUUUCUUUGGCUUUACAAGUACAACCUAAACCUACAGUAUGUCAUGUUGUUAGUUAUGUGUGCCUGUCGCAGCAGUAUAAAGGUCCGUUUCUAUGUAAAAUACAAAUCAGCUUAGACUAGACUCAAUGAAUGGUUUGGAAAAAUGAAAUUACGUCGGUGUCAUAUGGCAUUUUAUGAAUCUGUAAAUGUACCUAUACUAUAGAUAUAGUCAUGUUGAACUGUAACAAAGACACAACCGAAGAAACCAGACUCGAUUUUGUAAAUGAUUUCCUACAGGUAGUUUUGAAAAUGCGUCCGAUUUGUUUAUUCAUCGUCUUUUAUAAUUUCCUAAUCUCCGACAUGUCAUAAAAACACAAGUCUAAAGUUUAAAGAAAAGGUUCCACACAAGUAAUCGUGUAGCCAUUUGUUCAGAUUCAUACACAUGAUUCAUACACACACUGUCUCCCAGCGUCGGCCGCUCCCAUCAGAUUAAAGUGAAGUUUUGACAUGGUGGUAUGGAGGGGCAGGGAUACUUGCCUGUGUGAAUCCAUCAUCAACUAAAACAAAUGGUUACUGGAAUAAAAAGAACUUUAAAAAAA